Molecule: messenger RNA, 2365 nt
Organism: Sinocyclocheilus grahami
Lineage: Eukaryota; Metazoa; Chordata; Actinopteri; Cypriniformes; Cyprinidae
Product: protein NLRC5-like
Exons: 7
Molecular function (GO): protein binding
Source: RefSeq, a predicted model, not a curated record
AUUUGCUGUACCACACGAUAAAACAGCUGGAUCAUGGAACAAAAGAAAGAGAUUAUUCAUACUGGAUUUGUGUCUGCAAGCUGCGCUCCAUCAGAAAGAGACAAUAGAAGAAACUGUGAAGAAACUGCUGUCAUCUGUGAACUAUAAGAAAUGUGAUUUCCUGCUGGAUCUGUGUUCACAUGUGAAGGACUAUGAGACUCAAACAGGCAGGAGUGUCCUUCCAGCAUUACAGCCAAUUUAUCAGUCAGCUCCUGCAGUCUGGAGAAUAAAGCUCUCAGAGAGAAAGAGCUCCAUCCUCCUAGAAGUGCUGAAACUCCAAACAGAGAAGAAACCAGUCGAGCUGAGAGACUGGACAGAUGAAGAGAGUGAAGUGAAGGGAUUCCUGCAGUGUCUGCCCUACAUCUCACAGCUGAGGCUCUCUAAAGAGGCUCUUCAGCAGCUGGUUUCAGUGGUGUAUGAAGCACAGGAUGAUGAACUGACACGCUGCUUUCUGAAGAAAGUGUCUGAGGAUCUGACUUCCUGCUCACUGACCUGGGAAGUCAUUCAUUACCUGCUGCAACAUCAAGCUCUAAAUUUGAAGUUGGACUUUAGAAAGAGUAAAACCUCUUGUGAAAACAUCAGAGAACUUCUGCCGGUGUUAGACAGAAUCCAGCUGAAACGGUUGAGCCCCAGCUUUACUCUGUCCAUCAUUAUGGAGAUUUAUGAAACUCGCUUUCCUCAGUAUGUGUCCAGUCUGAUGAGUUCAGCAGGAAAUGACAUCAACCUGAAUGCCAGAGUGUUGGACUCUGUUCACUGCGCUGCCCUGCGCUUCACUCUAGAGCACUGCAACACUGUCAAACUCAAUCUGCUCUGGACCUCCAUACCAGAGGAGCAGCUAGAGAGCUUUCUGCCUUUACUCAGCAGAGUCAAACAACUCAGUGUUGACAGGCUGCUGUUGCUGAAGCUGCUUCAUUGCUGCAGUUCCUCUGAUCUCCAGCAGGAGGCCGCAGAUGUUCUUCUCGCUGCUCUUCACAACACGCUGGACUUCUCCUGCUGCUCUGCUCUGGAUUUAACAGACACACAGGAAAACCAAGAGCAUUUGAAACUAACUGAAAAAGACUGUAGAAUAAUCUCAUCCGUGCUUCAGAAAACUCAAAGCAUUGUGAAGUUGAUCUUACAGGACUGUGAGCUCUCCGAUACGGCCCUGAAACAACUUUGGCCAAUCCUGCCUCAAGUGCAGCUGAACUGUAGUAAAGCUCUGCUGCUGCAGUUUCUGGCUUGUAUUAGUAAAGAUGGAUCUCAGAGAGGCUCUUUGAGGAGCGCUGAGGCUCUUUCACAGGCUUUGGGAGGAGAGAUGGACCUCAGUCACACUCAGAUGGACCCGAGAGUUUGUGAACAACUGGCGCUGUUUCUGGAAUAUUCUGAAGGACUGACAGAACUGGAUCUCAGUCACUGCAAACUCACUGAUCUCUGCAUGGAGCCGCUGCUGCCACAUCUGCACAAAACCCAGACUCUGGAUCUGAGUCACAAUAAUAUCACAGAUGAAUCAGCAAAGAGAGUCCACAGUGUCGUCUGCACUCACAGCAAUAUUCAGACUGUACGACUUUUUAGAAACAAAAUCAGUGACAGAAAGCAGUUCAUCGGAGACAAGAGAUUUGAAAUAUGGUGAAAAUCCUGGACUGGUUUAUUUGUCAAGGAUGGUUUGUAAAGAGCUGGAAACAUUUUAGAAUCACUUAGUACUAAACAAAAGAACUGAAUACUUUUAGAUUUAGUAGAUUACUGUUAUGGUUUUGCAUUUAAUUUCUUUGUCAUUAAUGCAGUUUUAUUGUUCUUGAAUCAUCCAGUAUGGAUUUAAAUGAGAUGUUCAUUUACAGAGCUCUAAUAACAAAUUCUAUAUCUGAAGAAAUACUGUCUAUAUGACAUUAAAUGAAGAUACGAUGUGCUGGAGAAAGCCAUAUGAGGAUCUGUGUGAAUAGGAAUGACAUUCACUAGCAGUGCAUCUCUAAUGUAAUCACACAUGGUGGCACCCUCCCUUUAUUUUUUACUUUUAUUGAUUUUAACGUCAUAAACCAGUGUGUACAGAGGCAUUAGAAUGAGAGUAACAUGCUGAAAAUUUAAGAAGGGCGCACAUGCACAAAUGUACAUUUACCUGUAUUCAUUACUAUGUAUAUAAAUGUAAGUAAAUCAAUUAUUAGUAUUUUAUCUGUACAAGACUGCAUUCCCAUUACUCAUGUAUUAUUUUCAUACAUAAUAACAUAUGUAAAGAAACUUAAUUCUUUGUUACCUUUAUCUUCUUAAUGUAGUUUCAUACAUGAAUUUGUAUGAUUAUUGCAUGACACCCAUGACUGCUUUUAAUAUAAAUCUAUGAAAUAAUGUCUCUGUGAGG